AUGGCCACAGCGACGCUGUCUCAACCCGCAGCCGACAGCCACCACUUUAGUCUGCCAACCGACAAAUACCGAGGUGCCGUUGUCGAGGAUCUGCAGCUUUCCCCGGCAUUCACUGUGCACUCAAGCGAUACCAUUUUCCGAGCUAUCGAAUCUGCUUAUGAGCGCGAUUUCUCGCAUAUCCCUGUACUGGAUCGGCACCGCAAACCACUAGGCUAUAUCGAUGUUGCUACGCUGAAAACGCAAUGGGAAGCAGGCAAAGCUGACGCUGGGGACAAAGUUAACAAGUACAUGACGCGCUUUACCCGCACUUCUGAGCAACCCUACACGGUCAUCACACCACUGACGCCACUCAACGAGCUCGAAACAUUUUUGAAACACAACAUAUUCGCUAUCGUGACUGACCCUAGUCGGAAAUUUGUUGUUGCAUUAGCCACACCACAGGAUCUCCAGUCAUUUGUGACAAGACAUGGCUUUGGGCUUUGA
Mycena indigotica is the source of this 483-nucleotide messenger RNA. Its product is annotated as CBS domain-containing protein. The transcript has 5 exons. The coding region runs from base 1 to 483 and encodes 160 amino acids. The record is from RefSeq and is a predicted model, not a curated record. NCBI's taxonomy places the organism in Eukaryota, Fungi, Basidiomycota, Agaricomycetes, Agaricales, Mycenaceae.